AGCAGGGCUCACAUCAGGAUUCUUCUCAGACCCCUGCAGAGGGUUGGAUAAUGGGUGGAGGCUGGACUUUCUCAAACAUUAGUGGGUGCUCUGCUGUAGUGUGAACUAUAGAAGAGAAGAGUUUCUGUUAUCAUGGCUGCAAGGUUUUGUGGAAGCCUCUUUCUGGCAGUCCUUCUCAGCGGAGCUAAUGCAUCAAGGCCAGUUUUAAACCAGGAGCUAUCCAAUAUCUUCAAUGAGCUCUGGAGCCUGGAUGUGAAUCGCAUGACGCCUGGGAUAGACUACACCAUCUCUGUUCAGAGUAGAGCAGGGUUUGUGAACCAGGGCAGCCAUCUUGUAAUGGAUCACGCCUCACUGCCUCUUUUCUCCAACGUAAACGAGAACAAAAUGAGGAACACUACCACUUUUUCUCGCUUCAUGAAACUCUUGGACAACUACGAACGAUCAACAGGUAUCACAGAGCGAGUCACUCCAGAGGAACAGACAGAAAUCAGUCUUUUUCUGGAUGCUGUUUUAGAGACACAGGUCAUGAAGCGGGCUCAUCAGUACCUGGUGAGCAAAGGGAAGUCCAGCUCGGACAUCACGCAGUUUAAGAGUCAACUCAACUUGAUCUGGUUCCAUCUGUACCACCGACAGAGAAACACAGGCCCAGACUCUUGUGGAUUUGAACACGUCUUUGUUGGUGAAACCAAAUCUGGAACAGAAAUUAUCGGGUUUCACAACUGGGUCCAGUUCUACCUGCAGGAGAAAAACAGCCACUUGGACUAUAAAGGCUAUAAGGCCAGAGACCAUGACUUACCUGAUCAGGAUGACCAUGUCCUGAACCUCCAGUUCAGCUGGCACGGCGUGGUGAAGCCCGUCGGCAGCGCCUUCAUCGGAACCAGCCCCGAGUUUGAAAUGGCCCUCUUCACCAUCAUCUUCCUUAUGAACACAGAGCGAAGCACAACUGUGCUGGUCAACAUCGAUCAGUGUCAAAUGGAGCUGGUGGUCAUCAGGCAGGGCCGCUGUCUGGGGACUGCCUACCCCAAACUGCUCAGCAGCAACAGCAGACACACGGGGCAGCACUCACACUGACUCCAAAAGAGAUUUUACCUAAAACCAGUUGGUGAAGUCUACAUCCAUCAGGAGAAUCAUAAUCUGUACUGAUCCAACCAUGUAUCUAAAGCUUUUAAUAAAAUAUUUCUAAUGGUUUUAUCAGCAAAAUAAGAUGUAUUUGAAAAGGUGUACUGUGUAUCUGUGAGAUCCUUAUGUUAAUCAUCGCUAUGAAUAAAAGUAAUCCCAGAUUUUGUAAUAACCCCAAAAUUUUCAUUCUUAUAGAAGUAAAAGUGUUGAAAAGAAUAAAACAUGGUUUAAUGAACAUAAAA
Messenger RNA from Cyprinodon tularosa, 1361 nucleotides. RefSeq names its product endonuclease, polyU-specific C (gene endouc). The record is from RefSeq and is a predicted model, not a curated record. The transcript is spliced from 8 exons. Lineage: Eukaryota; Metazoa; Chordata; Actinopteri; Cyprinodontiformes; Cyprinodontidae. Gene Ontology annotation, molecular function: RNA endonuclease activity. Bases 133 to 1071 code for a protein of 312 amino acids.